AUGAUUGAUCAAUCCACCUGCCUUACGUUAGGAGCAAAUUAUUCGACUCCUGCAACAUCAUCAUUUUCUGAAAAUCUUAGUUGUGAUAUUUCUUCAAUAAAUAAUCAAGCCAAUUUGUUUUCACCGGUAGAAGUUUUGACUCAUAAUGAAGGAAAUGUUGAUGAAUCACCUAACAUAUUACCUGAGUUAUGCAGUGAGUCAAAUAAUUACGGCCGAAGGAUAGUCGAUAUUUUUUAUAUAUUUGAUCAAAUUAAGAAAUGCGUACAUGAAGGUGGUUGUGGUUGUACUUUCAUGGACAUGGAACUCUUAUACGAAAGACGAUUUGGGUUACGAUCAAAUUUUACGUUUUCGUGUAAAAUGUGUAAGAUAGUGCGUAUUAUUGAGUCUGAAGAAGAAAGACCAAAAUCAUACAUGCCAAUCAAUGAAGCUGCUGUGAGUGGUUCAAUUUCUAUAGGCAUCGGCCAUUCCCAGCUAGAAGAAAUUUGUGCUACAAUGGACAUUCCAAGCAUGACUAGUAACACGUUUAUAAGAAAUCAUGAUAUUAUUGGAAAAAAGAUUCACGAAAUAGCUGAGAACGUUAUGAAGAUUGCUGGCGAAGAAGAACGAAAAUUAGCUAUAGAAAAUGGAGAUAUUGACAGUGAUGGUAUUCCUAUGUGCACAGUUGUAGCAGAUGGGCAAUGGGGAAAAAGAAGCUAUAAAACAAAAUAUGACGCUUUAUCUGGUGCAGCUACGAUAAUAGGAUAUAGAACAAAAAAAAUUUUGUUUAUCGGUAUAAGAAAUCGAUACUGCGUUAUUUGUCAAAAAUCGUUAAAUAAAAAAGAGCCAAUACCGACACACGUUUGUUUUAUGAACUGGUCUAAAUCUGCGACAGGCAUGGAAGCUGAUGCUGUAAUGGAAGGAUUUAAACGGAGUGUGGAAAUGCACGGAUUAAAAUAUGAUAAAAUUAUAGGCGAUGGAGAUUCUAGUGUAACAAAACGUUUAAAGGAAAGUAUGCCAUAUGGACCCAAGUUCAUAAUUGAAAAAAUAGAAUGUCGUAAUCAUUUAUUACGAAAUUACGGAACAAAAUUAAUGGCUGUUAUAAAAAAUAUCAAAUAUCCUAUAAUCUUGAGAAAACACAUAAAAAAAAAUUUGAAGCGUUUUAGAUUUGCGAUUGUAAAAUCAAUUGAUUACAGAAAUAAAUUGCAAAAUCAAUCCACAAGUCAAAAGAUAAAUGGAUUACGUAAAGAUAUCAACAACAGUUUUCAACACAUUUUGGGUGAACAUAGUCAAUGCGAAUUAUAUUUUUGUAAAGGUGCGAAAGAAAAUGAAAAAAAUUUAUUGAAUGAAGCACAACAAUCUGGCAUGGUUCAAGAAAUUGUACAAAUCAUCGGACGAUUAACAACUAAUGCUAAUAGUCUUUUGAUGAACGUAGACAAUAAUGUAUGCGAGCAGUUCAACAGCAUUAUAAACAAACAUUUAGCUGGAAAACGUAUCAACUUUUCUCAGCGUCAUUCAUACAAUACACGAGUGGAAGCUGCUGUUAUAUCACAUAAUACUGCUGGACAACUGUUGAGAUGUUUACAUAAAAAUGCUGUGAAUGAUAUAAGUCCAGGAUGUGUUGGGAAAAAUUUUUUGAAAGCCAAAUUAAAAAAAAAAGCUCUUUCUAAAAAUAGAAGAACACUUUUUCCUAUAAAAAAAGGAAUAGGAAAAAAAUUAACUUUUGGUCCAGACGAGCAUUAUGGUUUAGCUGAACCUCUCGUCGACGAAUUUACAGAAAAUGAUAUAGAAUCAAAAAAACUGACAUUUUUAAGUUCCCUUGUUCUUGAUGAAAAUGGUAGAAUAAUAUUAGAGGAAGAAACAAGAGAACAACACAAUUCUUCUCGGUGGCACGCUGAAAGAAGAAACCGUCUCACAGCAUCAAAUUUUGGUAACAUAUGCAAACGAAGACCACAGACAUCAUGUAAAAAACUUGUUUAUAAUUUACUAUACCAUCAAUUUUCUACUAAAGCCACGGAGUAUGGAAAAUCUAUGGAACCUCAAGCAAUUAAAAAAUUUGAAGAAAUUAGUGGUAAAAAAAUAAUGUCUUGUGGUCUUUUUAUUGAUGAAAAUACGUCUUAUUUUGCCGCCACGCCUGAUGGAUUAAUAAUUGAAGAUGACUCAUUAAUUGAGAUAAAAUGUCCCUAUUCUGCCAAAGAUUAUUGUAGUUGUAUUGAUGCUGUGAAGGAUAAAAAGUUGCCGUUUUUAAAAUACGACAAACACACUGAAAACAUAAAAUUAAAAUCUGAUAAUAAUUAUUAUUAUCAGAUUCAGGGUCAGAUGCACAUUUGUAAAAAAAAGUCAUGUCACUUUUUCGUUUUUUCUGACAAAUGGACUUAUCAUGAAAUCGUGAUGUAUGAUCAUGAUUUUUGGUUACAAAUGGAAAAAAAAUUAGAUCUUUUUUAUCAAGAAUGUUUAUUGCCAGAGAUAAUUAAUCCACAGUACAGUAGACGAAUGUUUCUAUCGGAUAUUAAAGAUCCACCACAUAUAAUAACUGCGAAAAAGAAAUAA
Molecule: messenger RNA, 2526 nt
Organism: Macrosiphum euphorbiae (potato aphid)
Lineage: Eukaryota; Metazoa; Arthropoda; Insecta; Hemiptera; Aphididae
Source: the annotation of a GenBank genome assembly